AUGCCACAUUGCGCCCAUACUUUUCAUAUGCUUUUGUUGGGAUUUCUUCAUGCAUACUGCAUAAGAUACAAUUUCCGACCCUGUAGAUAUAAAGGAGAUCUCAAAACUAGUCUCGCUUAUCAUUUUGGAAAAUUGAUGUUCGUGGAGAAUUCGGAUCUUUAUUUUUCAUUUGGAAACAGCAUCUACGUGAAUAGCCUUUGUGAAUCCAGACAAUCUCAUGAGGUCCUACAAUGGAAAAACCCCUAUCCUGCAUUCAAAAUCACAUCAGCUUUUUAUAUUCCUUCAAAGACAUCCUCAUCGAUUACAUCGGAAAAUUGUAUUGGCAAUCAAAUGGAUAUUUAUUUUGUUUGUGGAGUUAAUCAGAUUCGUCAGUACCCUUUACCUCAAUCAAACACGCUUUACUUUGAAGAAUUAGGUAUAUUAUGCAGCUUUUGGAAGCGAGAAAUGUCAAACAAAUGGACCUUACUCGAUAAAGUACCAUUUAAUAAGCAAACUAUACAUCCUGGUUUAAUUGCAGCCUCUCACUUAGCAUCAUAUUCUAACUAUCUGUAUUCGACAAAUGUUGAGACAGGCUACAGUUUGGUUGUUGCAAACCCUCAACACAAAACUACUUCUCAGCUUUCUGGGCCUCAUAUUUACGGAUUUGGUCCUAAAUGUCAGUUAUAUAGUGCCUAUAAAACGACUGCACAUGAAUAUCAAUAUCAAAAACAGGAGAAUUACUUCUAUUUUACUUCAAAACAAUCAAAAUCUAGUGAAAAGAACAGUUUUUCUGAAGGUUGGCGAUCAAAUUCGUACUCAAAAUUAUGGUUUGGAGAAAAUGUACAGUUUCUUUUAGUUACCAACGUGGAAUCCAAGCAUUUCUACAUAAUAUUCACUGAACAAGAUAUUAGUGCACCCUAUACUGCAUACGAGGGAUCUCUUUCUAAAAUAGCCAGCACCAUAACGAGGAUAGGCCGAGUAUGUGAACAUGAUCCAGGCUUAAGAAUAUCAGCAUCCAUUUUACCUAAUGGUGGUGGUGUGUUUACGACUUUUCGGAAGACCAGACUUGCUUGUCGAGUAUAUUCAUGUGUACAUAACUCUAAAUCACAGAGAAAUCAUUGUUUUCGUAAUCAAUUUAACAAUAAACAGCACCUACAGGACAAUAAGAAUGAACAGGUAACUUCAAGUGUAAAGAACUACUUAGAAUUCAGCCAAGCUGUUGCCGUGAGUGAAAUUGUUCCAACAGUGGACAAAUCAGAUAACGUCUUUUAUGCAUUAAUGACUACAGUUGACUCAAUUUCACAGACGUAUGCAUUAUGUGCAUUCAAUUUAAAAAGUGUUGAUCAAAGUUUAGAUAUUGAUCAUUUAAUAAGACUGAAACAAACGACUAAAACCCACAGUGGGUUAUCACGUACAGUAUGGAGAGAAGAGAACGAGACACACUCAAAUUUAUUCACAUCAAAGUGGACAGUUGAUGUUGUUCCACCAUCUAAAAUGACGGAGAGCAUCAUGAAAGCUUCUAAAACAUGUCCAUCUCAACCAUUACCUGAUUACUAUUCACAAUUCGCAACAUUACAUCCAUUAGUUGGUACAAGUGUCUUGGCUUUAAAUACCAUAGAAACAUUUGAAAAUCAAACAACUAACCAAAAUGAUGACAGAAACUUUCAACAACCUGGACAAGCAUUGGAAAUAUUUACUCUUAGUGACGUUGAAGAAAAAGAAUUACAUGAAUCACCAAUAAGCUUAACAAUACAGUGGGAUAAUUUAAAUACCAGUGACAGUAGUGAUAUUAUUUAUAUUGUGACAAAUAAAAGAACAAUCUUAACAGUGGAGACUGGUGUCAGUCUGAAGAAGCAGAUCUCAAUGGCUGAAGGAAAUUUGCAUCAUGCAAAUGUAAAAACUUACUUUAUAAAAAAGAGCAUCAAUCAAAAGUUCCGAAUUAUGGACCGAUUCAAAAUUGUUGACAAUGAUUAUUCAGUCGUUUCAAUUCAUAAAUGCACUACGAGCGAACGGUUAUCUGUUAACAUGGGAAGCAUUCAGCAUUCAGCCUUUCGGUCGAAACAUUUCGUCGAUAAUGUGCACUACAAGAUGCUCAAUUUUCAUCCGAACAAGAAUAUUUGUGAAACUUACAGAUCAUGCAGAAAAUGUCAGUCAUUCAAUGAUCACUCAUGUGAAUUAAAUGUCACAUUAAAUAGCUGUUUACUACGUCACUCCUCAUAUUCUUAUCUAAAUACAAUGGAUCCAAAUUUAUAUCACUUUUGUACUGAUGAACUCUUAACUAAUCAACCAAAACAGAAUUCACUCAGUCAUAUAAUAAAUAAAUCUUACAGUCAUAGUAAUAUUUCUUCAGAAAGGCGAAUUGAUAAAAUGAAAUCAUUCAAUGAUGAGUUGAAGUCAAUAAUAACCAAUCAGUCAAUACCAUCACUGAUAAAUACAAAACUAAGCAAUCAAGAUAACCAAGUAUAA
This is a messenger RNA of Heterobilharzia americana, 2445 nucleotides long. Lineage: Eukaryota; Metazoa; Platyhelminthes; Trematoda; Strigeidida; Schistosomatidae. The record is from the annotation of a GenBank genome assembly.